This is a messenger RNA of Opisthocomus hoazin, 3228 nucleotides long. Lineage: Eukaryota; Metazoa; Chordata; Aves; Opisthocomiformes; Opisthocomidae. The record is from RefSeq and is a predicted model, not a curated record.
AUGAGCGCUGACACGUCGCACAAGGGCCGGCAGAUGAGCCUGUUCAUCGGGGCCGGGGUCAGCGCAUGCCCAUCGCCAGCCUUUCGUGCGGAGGAGGACGCAGCUGGCCACGUUGUGGCCGCAGAGGUGGGAGUUCGUUCCCGGGGUGCGGUGACCAAUCUCACGCACUGGCACGAGACCUGGAUUCGUUACGAUGCUGCGCAGGUUCGGACGCGAGAGGCGACAGGGGAGCGCCUCGGGGAGUGCCGCCAUUUCUCUUACCUGCCGACAUCUUGCACCUUUUCAGGGCCUGCUGUCAUGGAUGGAGGCACGGAGAGUGACGAAGUAAAAGAUGUUAUUGGCUGCUACGUUGAAGACGCUGUAACAUUUUGGGCACAGAAUGUCAGUACAUGUAAUGACCUCUUGAAAUUAAGCUGUGCGCUGGCAGAAGCUUGUCCUGGGGCUAAUGCGGUUUUUGGCAAACCUGAUUUUAGUAAGAUUUAUGGUGGGUGUUUUUCUGAAGAUGGAUGUUGGUACAGAUGUAUGGUACAGCAAGUGAUCAACAAUGAAAAGUGUCAGGUAUUGUACAUUGACUAUGGAAAUUCUGAAGUUCUGAAUAGAUCAGACAUAGUUGAAAUUCCAACAAACUUGCAGUGUCCGGGUGUUGCCAAGAAGUACAGACUCUGGGGACUGCAGAUACCAACUGAUCAGAACUUAAACAUGUUUGACCAGGGGAAGAAGUUCUUGAGCAGCCUAGUUUUUGAAAAAGAAAUAAAAAUACAUCACAAAGCCAAGCACAAGGACGGUACCAUUAUGGCCCAGGCAGAAUAUGAAAAAAUAGAUAUUGGAGAAGAGGUGGCCAAGGCAGGGUUUGCUGAAAAAUACACAUCUCCAGGAACCACUAAAGAUGUGGAAGAGAGAAAAGUAGAUGCCAUGCAAAACCAGCAUUGGAAGACAAAGGUUUCAGUUCCGCUGUGGGUGAACAAGUCUGAUCGCAUGCUGUACAGCAUCCAAAGAGGGCGUUUUGACCAAGUAGCUGCCAGCGCAAGGAGUCGGAAUUUUACUGGAAACCACAUGUUUGUCCCAAAGGAAAAAGUGUUAGCUUCUGCCUCAGUGCCAGACACCAGCUUGGCACAAAUAGGACCCGAUCAGAAGCUGUCUGAAGACAAAGAAGUUCUCAGAAUGGAGAAUGUAAAUCUCUUGCAGAGGCAGAAGGAACUAGAACUGGAGGUUCAACAGCUGAAACAUGAACUUCAGGUGUGUGGAAACGCAGAGAAGGAGGCGUCCAGGAAAACUGCUGAAAGUUUUGAGGAAACCCUAGGUGCUUACAUUGGAACGAAAAUGAGAAGUUUGGCUGCUAAGCUGAAGGCAUUGAAAGAAGUUCGGCACGCGAAUAAGAGCAGUUGUUUUGAGGAGCAGCUCUCGCAAGCCAUAAAAGUGGCUACAGAAGGAUGCCUCACAGUUCCGUGUUCCUUGGAAAAAUUGCAGAAGACUUGGACAGAGUAUGACUUGGCUCAAGAGAGGAUUCGGUUAUGCAGAAAUGUGGAUGAAAGAGAUGAAUUGAUUACCAAGAGAGAUGAGGUGCAGCAGGACUUGUGUUCAUCAGUGGAAGAAUUAAUUUUGGAAGUGGAUCAACUGCCUCUCUCUGAGCGCUCAAGAACUUUACAGGAACUGUCUGCUUCUCUGGAGAUGGUGUGUGAUCAGGGUUCUGAAGCAGAUGACGCUGAGGAGGUAUUUCAACAGUUCUUUAAGUGGAAGAGUGUUAAAAUGGAGAAGUUAAUUUGUGUCAGAAAUGAUACAGACACAGCUCUGCAAAUUCUUGCUGAUUGGUUCAGUGUCGUCUUAAAGUGUUUUGACCUGACGUCAGAAGCAUCUUCAGUUUUAGAGGAAGUGGUUGGCAAUGCGGAUGAAAUUCUCAGGAAGUUUGAGUUGGCCAUUUGUGAAGAACUGGAUACUGACUUAAAUGAGCAUGAUGAAACAAAGAAGGGAAUAAUUACAAGUACUUACAAUAAAGUUAUACAUAAAGUUCGUCAGGAGCAGAGUAUGAUCGCUAUCAUACAGAACAGAUACUUGGCUGGUGUUGAGGUGACGUAUGAAAAUAGAAUGCUUGAACACUUAGUGACUUUUCCCCCCCCCCCCCCCCAUUUAUUAGCAAUUAAGAAAACUGUGAAAAAGUUAAAGGCCCAGUUAAGGUGGAAGCUGAUUGAAAAGAAGAACUUUGAGGAGUCUGAUGAUUACAGUGAGUUUGAAAUGACAAGAAUUAAAGACGAGAUCGCUGAUGUGCGAAAUAGGCUAGUUCAGGAAAUAUCCAAGGAACAAGAAGAAUAUGAGAAACUUACUUGCUUGGUACAGAAAUGGUUCCCUGAGUUACCACUUCUUUAUCCAGAAGCUGGAAUUCUAGACUAUGUGAACUCUAGUGGACUUCUGACAUGCAGCCUGGAGCGAGACCUUUUGGAUGUUGAGCCUAUGAAGGAACUGAGCACGAAGCGACCUUUAGUGUGUUCAGAAAUCCAAGGCCAGAAGGUUCUUUUAAAGGGGUACUCUGUAGAUGUAAGCUCAGAAGCCAAAGUGAUAGAAAGAGUUGCCAAGUAUCACAGAGCUUGGGAUCAGCAGAAGGAGAAAUCUGGAUUAUUACAACUGUUGUUCCUUCUUUUCUGCAAGUCUGAUCCUUUGGUAUAUUUGAUGGUCCCGUACUACCCAGGAGCAAAUCUGGGAGCUUUACAGGCUGAUAGACCUUUAACUUUAGAAGAGGCAUUAAAAGUGAUGAAAGGAGUGGCCCAAGGUCUACAAACAUUGCAUGGAGCUAAUAUAGUGCAUGGAUCUGUGAAUGGAAAUAAUGUUUUUGUUGUGGAUCGAAAACAAGGAAUCGUUGGAGACUUUGAUUUCACAAAGUCAGAGGAACAACGUGCUGCUGCAAACACUAUGGCUGUCAGUACCCUGAGCUUAGUUUCUCCUGAACUGAAAAUGGGACAGCCAGCUUCUCCAGCCUCUGACAUGUAUGCUUACGGCUGCCUUCUGUUCUGGGAUCAGAAAGUUAAAUCUCUUCUCCAGAAAUUGUUCUGCUGUAACAGACUGACAGCUGAGCAGGUGCUGAGGGAUGAUUGCUUCCUCCUAGUUGAUGCAAUUCCAGUUUCACCACAGUCAGGUGAAGAGCAUGAGUCAGGUGAAGAGCAUGAGUCAGGUGAAGAGCAUGAGUCAGGUGAAGAGCAUGAGUCAGGUGAAGAGCAUGAGUCAGGUGAAGACAUAUGA